AUGACAGUAUUCAACACUGGAGUGCAAAUCGACAGUAGCACUCCGACGGUCACGGACUCGCUCCCUCUCUGCCAGUCCGGUUUCCUCUAUUUCGCUGUCUCUGUGUCGAUGUUUCGCAGGAACAACAGCUCAACGGGCGGCAAGAAUGUCGGCGCGUCCUCCGGCGGCUCUGGCGGGUCGCGCGCCUUCGCCGAGCAGGUAGCGCGUCAAUACGAAGUGCCGCGCGCCAUGACCAAGGAGCGCGUUAAGGAGCUGGCGGCUAUCGGCGAACGCCGUGCCAACCAGCUCAUCCGCUGGAUCACGGACGACGACCAGGGAGUAGCCGGCUCUGUUGCUGCCAAUGCCGUGCUGCGCCAGCAAAAGGAGAACUUCACGGUCUACGAGAUGCACGAUACGCAGGACGAACUGCUGGUAAUGAAGGGCGUCGUCCGUCUGCAAAACACCACGUGUGACGAGGUCCUCGCUCUACUCUCGGGUCGUACUGCUACCGAGGUCGACGCCUUCCUCCAGGACCUUUUGGGCGCCCAAUACGCGGCCGGACAGGCUCUGCACUACACGGAGGUAAGCGCGGACGCUGGCAACGCACCCGAACCGGCACCCGAGCCAAACACGCCGGCCACGCCUCAAACCCCACGCGGAUCCAUGCCCACGUCGUCGUCUCUCAUGGUCCAGUGGCUGGCGCUCAACGACGUACACCCACAGGCUCCGCUCCGAGAGUUCUUCUUCAUGCGCUUUAACCAGUCUUUUAGCAACGGCAAUGGAGGCAACAACCCGCUCGGAGGCGGCGCUUCGUACGGCGUGUCGAUCAUGGAGUCGCUCGAGCUGCCCCGAUGCGGACCGAUCUUCUCACAGACCCACAUGCAACGCCAGCCGCUGCACAAGUGCGGCUUCGUUGUGGAGGCGUCCGAGGACAAGAGCUCGGUAACCACGCGAGUGUCGUUCUUCAUCUCGGCCCCGUACCGUGCGCCGUCGCUAGAACAGGACCGCGCGUGGUUGCUGCGUCUUGCAGGGUGCGUGCGUCUUGUGCCCAGUGCUAUCGUAAACCGCCGUAUCCGUCGCAACCAGCUGCGUGAUCGCCGGAGCUGGCACUUCCGCGAUACGUGCUCCGUGUGCGGCGGCAACUUCUCCAUGUUCACGCGUCGCGCGCACCACUGCCGUAUCUGCGGUGCUGCGGUGUGCUCUAAGUGCUCUGCCAUCCGCAAGGACACCCAGCGCUCCAAGUUUUCAGGUAGCACACGCGUGUGCAUGGCAUGCUUGAACGGCGAUCAGAACGGAGCUCACGGAGCUACGAGCACGUACGAAAGUCGCAGUGGAGCUACUAGGUCGAGUGCCAGUGAUGGAGCGACGUCGAGUCGUGGUAGUGACGGCGAGUGCUUCGGCAGUUCAGCGCACGUGACGCUCGAGGAAGCUCUUGCUGGCUUCACGAUCGAGCCGACGCUGGCUGCAAACCUGCCUCAGAGUCCUAGCAACACGUCGAGUAGCGGGAUCAGCCAGGGCGGAGAGGAUGACGGCGACGUGUACGCCAACACGCCAUUCGAUUACGAAUUGACGUUUACGAAGGGCAACCCGUGGCCGGAUGCUCCGCUGACUUCGACAGAGAAGGAGCGUGUUCAGGUCAUUCAGAGACUGAACCUGUCGCAGGAUUUCGCCAACACCGUUCUCCGCGACUUGUUGGACUUGGCGCGUACGACCGUCAACUGUCCUGUGGCCGCUCUGUCUGUUGUGACGAAGUCGACCAGUUUGUUCGUGACUACUAUUGGUCUUGUGGGUGACCAGGUGCCGCGUGAUAUUGGCGUAGAUGCUCAUGCUAUUAUGUCGCACGAGCCGCUGGUGGUGCUGGACUGUCGUAAGGAUAUCCGCUUUGCCAAGAAUCCCGUCGCGCUGUCGAUGCACGUGCAAUUCUUUUUGGGUGUCCCCAUUUACAUGAAAGACACGGGCGUUGUGGUGGGCGCUAUCUGUAUCGCCGACACGAAGGCGCGCAAGAAAGUCAAGGGAUCGGAUCUGCGCGCGCUGCAGCUCAUCGCUACGCGAAUUAUCGAGAAGAUGGAUGCGCAGAACAACGAGAUGACCGAGAAGAUUACGGAGGGAGUGCGGCUGUUGUAA
This is a messenger RNA of Phytophthora infestans T30-4, 2103 nucleotides long. RefSeq lists its product as uncharacterized. The coding region runs from base 1 to 2103 and encodes 700 amino acids. The record is from RefSeq and is a predicted model, not a curated record. Gene Ontology annotation, molecular function: protein binding; metal ion binding. Lineage: Eukaryota; Oomycota; Peronosporomycetes; Peronosporales; Peronosporaceae. The transcript has a single exon.